This is a messenger RNA of Cooperia oncophora, 930 nucleotides long. Lineage: Eukaryota; Metazoa; Nematoda; Chromadorea; Rhabditida; Trichostrongylidae. The record is from the annotation of a GenBank genome assembly.
AUGUCAAGUGCAGCGCCACGUCCUGCUUUGGAUGUGGCGGCGAUAAAACGCAGCGUUGAAGCGGAACAACGUGCAUUCGAAGAGAAGAUGCCUUCAAGGAAGCCAAAACGAAGGGUUGGAAGUUCAAAAGUGCAACGCAAACGACCGGAGUCCUCACGCUCAGACAAGGAUUCUGCCAGUGCACAGCAGAGUCCAAUUGCAAUGAAGCGUGGGAGAUCAGAAGCGGAACAAGUACGCACCCCAGAGGAAGCUGCAGCUCCGUUCGAAAAUGUCAUGUCGACUUCCCCGAUCGAAACAGUUUCUUCCCCGCGGAGGCCAGUUCGAGCUCAAGGAACUGACUCGGAAGUGGUGGAUGAACAGAGCCGACGGCGACGCAGCAGCAGGCAAUCGAUUCAAGAAGGUGAAGGCGAUGACCACGAUCAAAAUGUGGCUGUGACGGCUAGCGGAGUUGGCAGUCAUCAUGAGGUGAAUGCAGCAGAACUUCCUGGUGACGCAAAUUAUGCUGAAGCUACAGGCGGGGAAAGUGAUCAACCACUGGACGAAGGAGGUGACGAAUCGCAAUCAUGGCGCCGUCGGGCUGGCCGGCCACCAGCUCGAGCGGCCAGUGCAGCUGCGCAAAGCUUACUGGCCGCAGAACUAGCCGCUACUGACGAGACGCCGUCGUGUUCUCCAAAACGGGGCGUUAGAUCGCGAUCAAACACCGACGAUUCACCUUCAUCUCGUCCAGCAAAACGACGUGUGGGAAUCCAGUCUGAUCAGGGAGAGCUGUUUCGGCCAGAUCAGCAGUACCCCUUGGAAUCACCGCUGCUAGGAGAUCUGGAGCUGGAGCCGAAGGAUGAUUCUAUUGAUGAUGAUGUGAUACCGAUUGGUGAUACAACGGAAUUCGAGAGUAUUUCACCGAGGACUACGCAUCGAUCACGCCCAAUGACA